This is a messenger RNA of Tauraco erythrolophus (red-crested turaco), 852 nucleotides long. RefSeq lists its product as uncharacterized. Lineage: Eukaryota; Metazoa; Chordata; Aves; Musophagiformes; Musophagidae. The record is from RefSeq and is a predicted model, not a curated record. Gene Ontology annotation, cellular component: extracellular region. Gene Ontology annotation, molecular function: interleukin-4 receptor binding; growth factor activity. Gene Ontology annotation, biological process: immune response.
AUGCUCCCCUUGCUGAAGGCAGCUUUCACUCUCCUCUCCCUGCUGGAGCUCAUUUUGUCCAAGCCACUGAUGACCAUCUCCUCUCCCAAACUAAAGCUGUCAGAGAUCACCCACCGCAUCCAUCAGCUCAACUCAGGAGUGCAGGUCCCCUGCAACGACACCCGAGUGGCACAGGUCGCCUUCAUGGACCGAAAGCUGCCGGAGCAGGAGCUGCUGUGCCAGGCCGCCGCCGCGCUCACCAAAGUCACCAGGUGCAGGAAAGACUACGAGCCGCUCAUCAUCAACCUGCAGAGCCUGCAUGAUGAGAUGAGCUGCUCUCUGAGCAAUGACAACGAGAUCUACCUGCGCAACUUCUUGCCGGAGCUGGGGAACUUCACGCAGGGGCUCUACAGGCGCCUGGCCGCGUCGCCCGCGCAGGGCCCGGCGGGAGCCGAGCCGGGGAAGUGCAGCAUCCGAGUGCGAAAGCCGGAGGGGUACGGGAAAAAAGGGCCGCCGGCACCGACCGGCACCGAAACCUCCCGCGUGUCCUCGGCGCUGUCGGUGGGCUUUUACAUCAUUAACAGCGAAGACCAAGGCGAGUCUGCGGGAAAAGCACACGCGGGUAUAGAUCACCAAAAUAUCCAGAAACUGCGAGCUGAGAAGGUCUGGUCCAAGCAGGCCAUGAGCAUCCCGGUCCCGAUCCUGCUCACCUUCCUGGUGCUGUCAGCCUGCCAGGGCCACAGGGCUGCCCUGGUGCCAACCUCCACCUUCCUGAAGGAGAGCAUCCAGCUGCUGAGCAAGCUCCUGGAGAGGAAGGUUUCCUGUGACAAGAUGAACGUGACAAAUAUUUUUGCAGGCGAUAAGCAAUUCUGA